Bipolaris victoriae FI3 is the source of this 486-nucleotide messenger RNA. RefSeq lists its product as hypothetical. Bases 1 to 486 code for a protein of 161 amino acids. NCBI's taxonomy places the organism in Eukaryota, Fungi, Ascomycota, Dothideomycetes, Pleosporales, Pleosporaceae. The transcript has 3 exons. The record is from RefSeq and is a predicted model, not a curated record.
AUGCCAGCUAUCUCGCACAGCAUCUUCAUCCACAACAGCACUGGCCAGGGCAUUGGCUCAGGAAACGAAACCGGGAUGAUGCCAGCGGGUACCUACAUCCAGGCUACUCAAGGCGAGGCUCAAUGGUGGAUAUAUCUUGUCGGGGCUGUAGGGGUGAUAGGUGGUGUUGCGACUGUCUUCAUGUGUGUCGAUACGAUAUGGUUCCGUGAUGCUAGGCAGGCAGGUCAUGCCACACCCAGCGUGCCGGCUGCACCGACCGCACCAGGCGCACCCAAUGACCACGAGAUGAACGUCAUCCACCAGCCAUCAUCACCUUAUGAAAUGGCUGCUGCUGCUACCGAGCCGCAGCGCGAGCGCAACAGACGCAACGAGCUGAACGCUAACGGCCAGGGCGAGGCCGGUACUGGUAUUUUUAUAAGCGGCGAUGGUAUUACAGCUGGCCAAUUAGUCGAACCAGAAGUCGCCAUUCCAGCGGACCAGGCCUAA